GAAUGGCGAAGCGAAAACACGUGAACUAAAGGGUGAGCUUUUCGACAGCCGGUUACAGCCGCGAUCUUUCUGUCAGAGGCGAAAUGAUUCCUCCGGGUAACAAGACUGAAGUCAGCCUUGAGAGGGUGGAGAACGAGAACGACAUUCAGCACCCCCCUCCUGCCUCUACCACCAGCCAGGAAUCAAAGCUCCAGAAAUUGAAACGAUCACUUUCUUUCAAGACCAAAAGUUUGAGGAGUAAAAGUGCAGACAACUUUUUUCAACAAACGAAUUGUGGCAUGAAGUUGCAAGUAGAUUUGCUAUCAGAAAUCACUUCUAAAACUGGGCAGCUCCCUAAUUUGGAAAGUCAAAACUCCACUCCAACCAAAGCCCAUCUCCAACCAGAAGACAAGACUCACAUUUUUCAGGAACACAUUUUCAAAAAACCCACAUUCUGUGAUGUCUGCAACCAUAUGAUUGUUGGGACAAAUGCUAAACAUGGAUUACGCUGUAAGGCAUGCAAAUUGAGCAUUCACCACAAAUGUGCAGAAAGCACUGGACAGCAACGGUGCAUGGGCAAAUUGCCCAAAGGUUUCCGCCGUUACUACAGCAGUCCCCUUCUCAUUCAAGAGCAGUUUGGCUGCAUCAAAGAAGUCAUGCCAAUUGCCUGUGGCAAUAAAGUUGACCCUGUGUAUGAAACUCUUCGCUUUGGAACUUCAUUGGCCCAGAAAACCAAGAAAGGCAGUAUUGGAAGUAGCUUGGACUCUCCCAAAAGAAAUUCUACAUCAGAUUUGGCAGAAGUUCCCGAAGAAAGAAGCAGCCUAGGAAAUAUAUUUGACCUAAAUAGGCAAUGCAGCAAUAGUGUAUUUACAUAUUCAGUAAACAGUAUGUCAGAUUUUGGAGAAGAACCAAAGAAAAUUAACUCUGCACUACAGAGAUCUCUUAAUAAAGACACAAUACAGAUGAAUACCUAUGUGGCCUUAUACAAAUUUGUACCACAGGAGCAUGAAGAUUUGGAAAUGAGGCCAGGAGAUAGAAUUAUACUUCUAGAGGAUUCAAAUGAAGAUUGGUGGAAGGGAAAAAUAGAAGAUCGAAUUGGUUUUUUUCCUGCUAAUUUUGUUCAAAGAUUACAAGAUGAAAAUGUUUUCAAAUGUAUCAGAACAUUUGUUGGAUGCAAGGAACAAGGACAGAUAACUCUAAAAGAGAACCAAAUCUGCAUAACUUCAGAAAAGGAACAUGACGGGUUUAUCAAAGUAUGCAGUGGGAAAAAAAAGGGCUUUGUCCCAGUAGACGUCUUAGAAAACAUCUGAAAUUUGCCCACUCAGCAACUGCAGUACAGUAGCAAAGUUUUGCCAGGAAGACCUGUCUGCUUCAUUUUGCACUGUGUCUACAAGCUGUCUUGGAGAUGACUAGGGGAAUCAGGAGACAACUACAAAGACCAACUGCUAUCAAGCAUUUAAUCGCUUUGAAGCAACAAACAGUGAUCAAUAAUGAAGUGUAUUAUUAGAGAAAGAACCAAAUAAAGGUAGUAUGAGUUUUAGGUGAGGGAUGGGCUGCUUUUCUAAAAAGA
Messenger RNA from Ahaetulla prasina, 1549 nucleotides. It is a transcript of the gene STAC, whose product is annotated as SH3 and cysteine rich domain. Gene Ontology annotation, cellular component: extrinsic component of cytoplasmic side of plasma membrane. Gene Ontology annotation, biological process: positive regulation of voltage-gated calcium channel activity; skeletal muscle contraction; positive regulation of protein localization to plasma membrane. The transcript is spliced from 11 exons. Gene Ontology annotation, molecular function: transmembrane transporter binding. Bases 84 to 1289 code for a protein of 401 amino acids. NCBI's taxonomy places the organism in Eukaryota, Metazoa, Chordata, Lepidosauria, Squamata, Colubridae. The record is from RefSeq and is a predicted model, not a curated record.